Molecule: messenger RNA, 825 nt
Organism: Ilyonectria robusta
Lineage: Eukaryota; Fungi; Ascomycota; Sordariomycetes; Hypocreales; Nectriaceae
Product: WW domain binding protein 11-domain-containing protein
Exons: 2
Coding region: 1-825 (274 amino acids)
Biological process (GO): RNA processing
Source: RefSeq, a predicted model, not a curated record
AUGCCAAAGGAACGGAAUUACAACCCCGUUCAAGCCCAGCGCAAAGCUGACAAGGCUAAAGCAAUCAAAAAGGGCAAAGCGGAAGUACAGGGACGUCGAAAUGAGCAGCUGGCGCGAAAGAACCCCGAGCGACUACAGAAGCAAAUCGACGACCUCAAAAAGAUCACAACGAGCGGUGGCAAACUCACGCGCCACGAGGAGCAGACACUAGAAGGCCUAGAAAAGGAACUACGGGCUGUGAAGAAGGCGAGAGACACACUGGGCGAUAAGGCGCCGUCAUUUGGUCGAGGAUGGAACCGAGACGACUCUAGGUCUGGUGUGCUAGGAAAGAGGAGGAGAGGCUCCAACGAGGCAACUGCCAGCGACGACGAUGUUCCCGAGGAUGUCAAGAAUAUCCCAAUGCCUCGAGACACGCCACCUCCAAUCCCGAAAGAGGUGCUGGACAAGUGGUACUCGGAGCGACGCGCACGGAGGAACGCAGAGAUUGCAGCAAAGCAGGAGGAGGAGGGCAACAUACCAAAGAGAGAAGAAGCGCCAGUUAUCGAAGCCAAGACGGUCUACGAGGCAAAGCCGGUGGUGCGAGAUCUCAGGAAAGAAGCCGUGUCGGCGUUUGUGCCGACAGCGGUCAAGCUGAAGAUGGACAAGGGCAAGGGCGAGGGCGGGCUGAUGGAGCCGGAGGAGGCAGACAGGUUGGAGAAAGAAGGCUACCUGAAGACGGGCGACACGAGCGGUCAGGCACCAGCGGCGACAACGGCAACGACGACAGCCCAAGGACGCCCUUUCCGGAAUGUGAUAAUGGAGGAUGUGGAUGACGAGGAGGGUUGA